This is a messenger RNA of Neoarius graeffei (lesser salmon catfish), 774 nucleotides long. RefSeq names its product spermatogenesis associated 6-like (gene spata6l). Lineage: Eukaryota; Metazoa; Chordata; Actinopteri; Siluriformes; Ariidae. Gene Ontology annotation, biological process: spermatogenesis. The record is from RefSeq and is a predicted model, not a curated record. Gene Ontology annotation, molecular function: myosin light chain binding.
AUGGGAGUGGUGACCUGUUCUGGAGUGCACCUAUCAGCGAAGGAUGACAUUUACCUGAGUGUGUGUCUGAUGAACCACUACAGAAUGUCGUGUCUACCAGCUGUAUUCCCAUUCCUGUUUAAGAUGAAAAUGACGUUUGACAAGAUAUUCAAUUCUGCCAGCGAUCCUGCAGAUGUUGCUGAAAUGUUGCAAUAUGAAACUGUUAAAGUUGAGCUCAUACAACUGAUUCCCUGGGUUGGGAAAGUGUUGGCCAUAUAUGAGGUUGAUGCUAGAAGUUUUUUUGUCCCCCCAGAGCCUAAGCUGGUGCCUUCUUUUUCUGGAGGAGAACAUGAAGUACUAAUGACAAGAGACCCCACUUUCCCUGGUAUUUGUCCAAGGUUAGAGUUCUCCUCCAGGACGAAAAUCAAGUGCUCUGAGAAGGAUCUUUUCCAGAGUGUCCCUGUGCUCCCUAAUGACAACUCCUCAGAUACAGAUGAUCUCCUUGACAACACAGAGGAGCCAUCCCAGCAUAAUCAUCUAUUGGGAUAUGAGGGAUCUCCCAGCUCAGUUGCACUGAGUUGCUCCAAAAUGGCAUUCCCAAAGCUGAACAGUUCUUUCUUGUAUUCGCCAAAUUCAUGGGAAGAGGUUCAGGAGCGAGUGUGCAGUCUCCUCACCUCUCCUCAAGCUGUGCACAGACUUGCCUAUGGUGCAACGAAGUCUGAAAGAGAUGAGGUGUUAGAGCGCAGGUCCAUAUCGCAACCACUCGACUUUCUGAGAGCAAGGGUGAAUACUUGA